Molecule: messenger RNA, 1161 nt
Organism: Arachis ipaensis
Lineage: Eukaryota; Viridiplantae; Streptophyta; Magnoliopsida; Fabales; Fabaceae
Product: 6,7-dimethyl-8-ribityllumazine synthase
Cellular component (GO): chloroplast envelope
Source: RefSeq, a predicted model, not a curated record
AUCUCUGUUUUUGUUUUCAUGGCAAGUAUUUCCGAGAUUACUCAUUUUAAUUGUUUUUUUUUUUUUUUAAUUAUUACGGACCGUAAAAGUGAACGUUUUUAAACCGACAAGAGGUAUAAGAAAGCUGUUAACUUGAGCGGAUAGGGUUCCGGUAGAGUUCUAAGUUGUAACCCUAAUCAGAAAUCAGAGAUGCCUCUGUCGGUUGUCCACAUCACUUUCGCUUCUCCUCUUCAACAAUCCAUCGUCUUUCACACUCUCACCCCUUCAACUCUGCUUCCCAAAACCCUCUUCCCUCCCUCCAUUUCCCUAAGAGGAUUCAACACCUCACUAUUUGCCACCAUAAACUCCAACAAGACCAAGACCGCACCCUCACGCGCCUCUUUGAUCGAGACUCCAGUCCUCUGGCUCGGCAGGCUCUGCAUCUUCUACGCCCUCCUCAAGGCUGGACUGGUUGGAUCUCAUGCCAACCUACUUGUCUCAGAUUUGGAAAUCAGUGACGGCAAUGAUUCUGCUGAUUUAGGGUUCUCUAAAUGGACACAGACUAUACUUGGAAAACCAGCAAAGGAAGGAGUUAAUGGAAGAAAAUUUGUGAGCAAAUGGCAUCCUACAACAAAGGGUACACUCAGAAGGAACUAUAGAGUUCCAUCGAAGUUCGAGGGGCGGCGUCUUCUUAAAGCUAUUGCAUCCUUAUUAUCAGAAGACGAUCACUUUGUUGAUGCUACAUCUCACAAGGGUUGUCAAAUCCGGAGGGAAAGUGCUCAUGGAGAAAGCGUUUGCUGCAACAACGUGAGAGCGCUCUUUGAUGAGCUCCCAACUCCUCAUCUCACUGUGGAAAUCACACCUUUUCCCGCUGGACCACUUACAGACACGGAUUACACCAAAGCUGAGAAGCUUGAGAGGGUUCUUAGAUCCAGUCCUUCUGUUUGAGCCAUCUUAUGUUGAGCUUCAUGUAAAUAUUCUUUGCUAGUUUGUAAAUAUUGUCAAUGUCGAAGAGAAAUUUGCUUCAUCAACUCUUUACUUUUUACUUAUUGAGUUGAAUUGCGGUUACACCUUUCAAAAACAUUACUAGUUUAUUCCUUGAUCAAUUAUCUAAUGCCCAACCGCGAUAAGUUUUAAUUUGUUCAAAAUUCUUACAACUCACAAGUCCUUUUGUGUAAAAAA